AUGCCUCCUUCAACAUGCGGAUCCUCUAUCGCCGAGCUAGAGAACGACGCCUCCGUCACUAACCUGGCAGAAGUUAGAGCGCCUGACCACGGACUCCACAAAUCUCCACCCAACGCUGAAAUGUUAACUAGCGACAUGGAAAUCGCCGACACCGACCAAGGUGAAUGGUACGAUGCCAAGACAUCCAAGAAGCGCAAAAAGAACUCCAGUUCGAGCAAAAGCGGAGACACAGUUACGAACUCGCCUACCACGACAGUUGGCCUGACUGUAAUUUUUGUACCAGCGGUUGAAAACCAGAAAAUUACAGCGAUCAGCAGUCUAAAACUGUCUGUUGCAUUGGAACAGCUGUGUCCCGAAUGCAUCCACGAGAUUAGGCCCAACAGCAGAUUAAAUCUGAUCGCAGUGGACACUCGAAAUGGUCAGAAGACCCGUGCGCUCCUUGCCUGUACUCAGAUCUGCGGCUUGAAAGUUCGGGCGUACGAGCCCGUCCCGCGGCACUUCGCAGUAGGAGUGAUCAAAGACGUGGACACUUCACUUUCUGAUGCCGAAAUUGAACAGCAUAUGAGAUCACCAGAAGGCCGAGUGGCGAGAAUUCGACGGCUUAGACAAAGUUCCAUAGUAAAGAUAGCGUUCAGCGAAACAACGUUGCCGAGUUUUGUUUAUCUCGGUCACGUUCGCCAUCCGGUGACCCCGUUCAAGGAACGCCCAAUUCAGUGCCGCAGAUGUUGUGGAUAUGGACAUCGCGAAGCCAACUGCAAGCGCCCACCUAUCUGCAGUCGCUGUGGAGAAGCCCACGACGGAAACGACACGUGUUCUGGUCAAGAAAAAUGCGUGAACUGCAGUCAAGCUCACGCUGCCACGUCCUCUUCCUGCCCAAAAUGGCAGAGAGAAAAACAUUCGUUUGUGGAACUCAUACCGACCAAACGCAGGAAGCAGAGCAUAUUCGUUCUAAAUGUGUACAGCAGCCCGUCCAAUCGCCGCCAGAGGUUCCGGGCGCUGCUCCAGAAGGCACUCAAGACCGCCGGGUCCCAGACGCUGAUCGCGGGGGGCGACUUCAACGCGGCAGAGGCCGCAUGGGGUUAUGGUUAUAACACGGCCAAGGGGAGGAACCUCGCACAAGACACGCAGGAGCUAGACUUCGCGCUCAUCACGGACCCGGCGCACCCGACGAGACUGGGCAACUCGGCCACCAGGGACACGACCCCGGAUCUGACGUUCGUCAGAAACGCGGGGACAGCGAACGUUACGUGGAGCAACACGACGGUUGACCGGGGCAGGGACCACGCGAUCAUCGAGAUACACGUCCCAACACCGGACAGAAUGCAAGGCAGCAAGCGCACCUUUACGUGGACGGAUUGGGAGGACUUCAGAAAGCAACGCGACCGACAACAACACGAAGCAGAAGAGAUCACGGACAUCGAAGCGUGGUCCCGCGAGUUAGUCGAGGACGCCAAAGCGUCGACCAAGACGAUCGAGACCGACGUCGACACCGACAAGAUGGACAGCCGCCUGGCGCACCUCAUUGAGGCGAAGAAUUCGAUUCUGGCCAGAUGGACGAAACAGAGACUCAACCGGAGACUCAGAAAAAAGGUUGCGGAGCUCAAUCGCAGCAUCGAGGAGCACUGCCGCACGCUCAACCGCCAGCAGUGGGAUGAGAUGUGCAACGCGGUGGACGGCCAACUACACAACGGCAAAGCGUGGAGCCUACUAAAGCAUCUGCUGGACGCAACAGACACCAAGUCUCACCAGAGGGACCAUCUCGCACGCCUGAUACACAAGGAGAUCGGGGAAAGCGGGAAAGAUGUGGUGGCUGCCCGCCUGCGAGCGAAAUACCUUCCGGAGACCCCGACCGCGCAGCACGGCCCGUACAAGGGCGAGCCCAAUGAAGAAUUAGACAGAGACUUCAACGUGGAAGAGAUCAGAACAGCACUGCACGAACUCAACAGCAGGUCGGCACCGGGCCCCGACGGGGUGUCGAACCGCGCCCUAAAGAAUCUCGAUGACCGCUCAAUGGAACAGCUGACAGACUACAUCAACACCUGCUGGCGGCGAGGCAGCCUCCCGCGCCAGUGGAAGACCGCGAAGAUGAUCCUAAUACCAAAACCCGGCAAACCACCGAGCCUCGACAACCUCCGCCCCAUAUCGCUGACAUCGUGCGUCGGUAAAGUCAUGGAGCACGCACUGCUCAACCGUUGGCAAGUGUACCUGGAACAAAAAGGGAUCUACCCACCGUCCCUCAUAGGCUUCCGCCAAAACCUCGGCACGCACGACGCCAUGUUACAAUUAAAACACCAAGUGCUGGAUAACAAGACCAGGGGAACUAGGGCGAUCCUCGGACUCGACCUAGAAAGCGCUUUCGACAAGGUCGUUCACUCGGCGAUUCUGCGACAAAUUUCACAACGAAACCUCGGCCUGCGCACUUACAACUAUGUGAAAGACUUCCUGACGGACAGACGCGCCGUACUAGUGGCAAAAGAUCUCCAGCUGGAAGAGCAAACGUUGGGCAGCGCCGGCACCCCGCAGGGCUCGGUCAUCUCGCCCACACUUUUCAACCUGGUCAUGAUCGGGGUGGCAGAGAAGCUGCAAGACAUCGAAGACGUCCGGCACACCAUAUACGCUGACGACAUCACUCUCUGGGUGCACAGAGGCAGCGACGGUCAUAUCGAGUCGACGCUGCAGUCAGCAAUUGACGCAAUAGAGGCCCAUCUUCAAGGCACGGGCCUGCGGUGCUCGCCCAAGAAGUCAGAACUCCUGCUCUACCGCCCCGCACAACGGGGCGAACUUAAAGCCCGAAAAAACUGUGAGGAAAUCAGUCUACGCACGAGCGAUGGCACGACCAUCCCGACAGUCCCCAAAAUCAGAGUCCUCGGCAUGAUAAUCGAAGCCACGGGUCACAACGGCGGAAUCAUCACCAGACUAGUACACAAGACGUCCAACGCCACGAGACUCCUCAAGAGAAUCACCAACAGAAGGAGCGGAAUGAGGGAGGAGAACCUCACGCGACUCAUCCACUCGUUCGUCAUCUGCCAUAUCGCUUACGUUGCGGCCUUUCACAACUGGUACAGGAAAGAAGAAGACAAGAUCAACGUCCUGAUACGCAGGGUAUACAAGAUCGCCUUGGGCCUGCCGGAAUCCACAAGCACAGACCGCCUGCUCCAGCUGGGCAUCCACAACACGCUGAACGAAAUCGCAGAGGCACAGCGCACCUCGCAACUGGAGAGGUUGUCCGGCACGAACGCUGGCCGCCGCAUCCUCGAGAACCUCGGCAUCAGAUACCACACACAGCAGGGCCACAAAGUCACCAUCCCAGUCGCGAUCCGGGAGACAAUAAGAGUCCAUCCGAUCCCCAGAAACGUUCACCCGGAGUACAACCGAGGCAGAAGAGAGGCCCGAGCCAAGGCUCUCCUCAAUGCCCACAGCAACAAUAUGGGUACGCGAUUCGUGGACGCCGCCGAGUACGAGAGAGGCUCCCGAUUUGCCGUGGCGGUCGUCGAUUCAGACGGGGAAACGAAGAUAUCAGCAAGCGUGACAUGCGAACGCGCCGAAGAAGCGGAGGAAAUAGCAGUCGCCCUCGCCCUUACGGACCCGGCGUCCAAUACAGUCCUCUGUGACUCGAGACAAGUAAUCAGGAACUUCGCCAAAGGACGGAUAUCGCCACGAGCAGCCCGAAUCAUAAGCCAACGCCAAGUCCACCUAGAACCAGAACCCCCAACCCGACUCCUGUGGUUCCCCGCACACGUGGGGGAAGUCUCCGAGGAGCAUCAUAACGGCAACGAGACGGCACACGCCAGGGCGCGCGAGCUAACAAACCGCACCGGCGACGGUCGUCCGUGGUACAGCAGCAAGGACCGUAUGACGAGCUACAACGAAAUCACCAAGACCUUCCGCCUGGCCCGACGGACACUCCCUCCGCCCAGCGACAAGCUGGACAGGGCACAGGCGGUCGCAUUCAGACAACUGCAGACGCGCACGUACCCUAACCCGGCACAGUAUCAUAGAAUGUUUCCCGAAAUAUACACGACGAACACGUGUAAGGUCUGCCGCAAAGAGGUAGCCACGUUAACCCACAUGCUCUGGGACUGCACCAAAGACCCGCACGGUGCUAACUCCGGAACCCUCCCGCCGCGGCUGUCCGCUGCCCUGUGCAGCCCCAGCCUCGACGAUCAACUCUGGGCCGUCCAGCAGGCCUGUGAGGCGGUGAAGCGGCAGGACUUCGACGCCCCUAGACGGGCGAAGAGGACCAGCGGCAACGCCCCCAAGCGGGUGACUUAGGCCCGGUCAGCGAAAGCUCUGCAGGCAUUCAAUAAAGU
Ixodes scapularis (black-legged tick) is the source of this 4310-nucleotide messenger RNA. RefSeq lists its product as uncharacterized. Lineage: Eukaryota; Metazoa; Arthropoda; Arachnida; Ixodida; Ixodidae. The record is from RefSeq and is a predicted model, not a curated record. Gene Ontology annotation, molecular function: nucleic acid binding; catalytic activity. Bases 1 to 4272 code for a protein of 1423 amino acids. The transcript is spliced from 2 exons.